Messenger RNA from Alexandromys fortis (reed vole), 1240 nucleotides. It is a transcript of the gene Cabcoco1, whose product is annotated as ciliary associated calcium binding coiled-coil 1. The coding region runs from base 28 to 936 and encodes 302 amino acids. Lineage: Eukaryota; Metazoa; Chordata; Mammalia; Rodentia; Cricetidae. The record is from RefSeq and is a predicted model, not a curated record. The transcript has 8 exons.
ACGAGGGCUGCUUCCUCUAGCGGUAACAUGGCUGGGUCGUCGGGAGCGACCCCAGGGGCGAUGACCCCAGUGACUCCAGCAGGCAGCACAGCUGACUCUGAGAAAAACACUGAAUUCCAGGAGAAGGAAAAGAUUCUGUCUCAAGAUUUUCUUUCAAUUGACCAGAUCACUGACCUGCUGAAAGAGGUGCACAUACAUGGAAUUCAAGAGAAAAUGGGAGUAUUUCUGAAUUUCAAAAAUCUCCAGACUUGCUUAAGAGAUGCCAUUCUCUUGGACUACUAUGUGUCUGGGUUCUUUUGGGCCAAAGAAAUGGACUUUUCCCUCGACCAAUGUUCAAAAUUUAUGACCCUGCUGGACAUGUUACUGCAUAAUCUUCAAACGCUCCAUAUGUCCUUAGAGGACAGCAUCAAGUGGCUCGGGGAAGUGAUGGCGGAAAUUGGACCAAACCGUUCACUGAAGAACGAGGGGUUGCACGUCUUUGAUGUCAAAGAAGCCAAUGCCAUCAUCGAUUACUUGAAAAUCAGCUUAUUCCAGCACUACAGGCUCUAUGAGUUUAUGUUCUACUCGACCAGAGAAGAAAUUGUCAUAGGAACCACGCAAACCAUCGAAGUUGUCAAACCCGCAGACCACCCUUUUCCAGCCCCACUGGAGGAAGGAAUCUCCUUGGACAUAUUUGCAGCCUUCAUAGAGCCAUCGCCCAUACCAGAGACUGAACGGAAGGCGCUGGAUCAAGAGAAAAGCCCGCUGGAGGCCCAGGCAGAGAGUGAGACGGCAGAGGUGGAUCCUUUAGGCGGCUUCACCAUUGACGAUGUAAAAUCAGCCCUGGCUCGAGUGACAGAUGAGGUUUUGUUGAACAUUCAGAACGAGAUAAAGGAAAAACUGCAAGUCCAGGAAGAGGCCUUCAACGCACGAAUAGAGAAACUGAAAAAGGCCUGAGGACUCGGAACAAGCAAAGUGAUGCCGAACUUCAGAGAAACAGACAAAACUGGCCAGAAUAAUCGAUUCUCUGGAGUGCUGUGUUGCCUCCACGCAGCCGUGAAAGGAAAGCCCACUUUUCCUCAUGCAGACUGAUUAGCACCGCACUCUCCUGCCCCUCCUGUCCCACACCCACCUCUGAGUUUGCAGCGCCAAACGCAGCUACACUGCUCGGUGUGGAAGAGUCUGGAGCGUCACAUAGGAAAAUAUAAUUACUGUUAGGACUGCUCUAUGUCGUUUUGACUAAUAAACACUAUUCCUCUUC